CUAAAUCUUUAAACACUCAAGACUUCCUUACACUCGUGACUCGUGCGUCACUCGUGCGUGACUCGUGACUUCAUCUUCGCUCCUUGCGACAGCAACCCCUCAUCUCUCAUCUCGCCUCAUCUCAUUUCAUUUCACCUCUUUGCUUUGCACUCAUCUAGCGGUCCUACCUUAGCCUGUGCGCUCGCGUGUCGUGCCUCCUAUUGACCCACGCUCGAGCCCACGCCCAUCGACCAAAAAGACUGCCAUCGGCACUCUUCGCGCCCAACAUCUAAUUGGUUCGCCCCCCCACCCCCCUUCUUCGGUCUCCAUCCCUUGACAAUCGAAUCGAAUCAUCCUGAGCGGAAGCACAGCCAGGCAGCGCCAUGGCGUACGCACGCAUCAACAAUGCACCACCACGCAUGAUGCCAAAUAGCACGAUGGGGAGCGUCAGCGUGGGCAUGCCUUCAGAUGUCUCCUCUUCACACAUGAGGAAACGCAGCAGAGCAGGAACUUUUGGCAGCGAUGAGACUGGAAGCCAAUUCAGUAGCGCUGGUCGCUUCGCAGGCGCUUCCGUCCCCGUCGCUGCGUAUUCAAAGGCAGCAGAGGCGGAUGAUGAGAUGCACGAUCCGCGAAACGCCGACAAGCACUCGAGCGAAAUCGACUUGCGAGGCUUUCUGAACGUCUUGACCUUGGUGGUCAUCGGUGGCGCUCUCCUCGUCCUGUUCAUGGGUUACCCACUCCUAUCACAUUUCCUCGGCAAAAAGGACUCCACGAAGGGCGGAUUCAAUCUAGGAGGCACAAACGGCACCGGUCAGGUUGGCAUCACGCCCGCUAUCAGAUCUAUAGUGGAUACCGACACGCCAGAAGCAGCUCGCAAAUGGAAGGGCUACUUGGGCAACUAUCACAUCGUCUUUAGCGAUGAAUUCGAAUUGCCCGGCAGGACCUUUUGGCCUGGAGAUGAUCCUUAUUGGGAGGCUGUAGACAUCUGGUAUGGAGCUACGGGUGAUUACGAAUGGUACUCUCCAGAAGCGGUCAACACCACAGACGGCGCUCUGGUCAUCACGAUGGAGGAGAAACCUACACACAAUCUCAACUUUAGAUCCGGCAUGCUUCAAAGCUGGAACAAAUUCUGCUAUCAAGGAGGAUACGUCGAAUUUUCGCUUCAAAUGCCAGGAACGCAGCGCACGUCCGGCUACUGGCCAGCAGCGUGGACGAUGGCGAAUUUGGGUAGACCAGGGUAUCUGGCAUCGACCGAUGUGCGUAGAAUGUGGCCUUACAGUUAUCAAGCUUGCGAUACGGGGAUGCUCCCGAAUCAGACCUACGUCAAUGGAAGCGGACCUCACUUGGCAAUUCACUCCACUGGGGAAUAUCAGCAUCCAAAAGGUCAACUAUCAACGCUGCCUGGCAUGCGGACGCCCUCUUGCACGUGUCCCGGAGAAGACCAUCCUGGUCCUGACGUGACCGUAGGGAGGAGCGCGCCAGAGAUUGACGUCAUCGAAGCGCAGGUGCAGACUCGAGGCGGCACAAAGCACGUCUUCGCUUCGCAGUCGCUCCAGACGGCUCCUUUUGAUGAUGCUUACUACUGGAAGAACACGUCCGAUGUGGCAGAGGUGGCGGGCGAGAACACGCGGUUCAACGACUACGUGGGUGGACCCUUGCAAGAAAGCGUCAGUGCACUCAGCCAGUGCCCGGAUGAUGGUUACACCAAUGCAGGACAGCGUUAUGUGACGUAUGGAAUGGAGUACAGCCCGGACUGGAAAGCCGAUGGAGGCGGUUCCGUCACGUGGUACGUCGAUGGCGAGCGCACCUGGACCGUGAAAGGCGAUGCGAUCGGACCGAAUCCAGAUUUGGAUAUGGGCCAAAGGACGGUCCCCACUGAGCCGAUGACUAUUGUCAUGAACCUUGGCAUCAGCCCUCAAUUCCAAACCGUCAACUUGCAGACCGGCAAGGAUGACCUGAUCUUCCCAGCACAGAUGAAAGUCGACUACGUCCGCGUGUACCAGCUCGACGGUCAAGAAGACAAGGUGUCGUGCGACCCGCCUGACCAUCCCACGAAAAAGUACAUUGAGGACCACCUGAACCUCUACAUGAAUCCCAAUCUCACAAAGUACGCCGAUGCUGGCUACCCGGCAGUCAAAAACAAACUCUUGACAGGCUGCUGAAGCGAUCGAGCUUUCGGCCCGCUCGCUGCUCAGCUGCCCCCUUCCUCCUUACCACACACACCUCCGUCGCUCUUUUGGCCCCGAUCCACCUCAUAUCGAUUACUGGACUCUUUGCAUUCCUAGAAGCUGGCCCCGUUCCCUUUCAAUGUUCCCUCUGAUCGCAAAUCACAUCGUCUGGAAAUAAUAAGAUUUAUUCUUGCU
This is a messenger RNA of Ceraceosorus guamensis, 2342 nucleotides long. Its product is annotated as concanavalin A-like lectin/glucanase. The record is from RefSeq and is a predicted model, not a curated record. Bases 363 to 2141 code for a protein of 592 amino acids. The transcript has 8 exons. Gene Ontology annotation, biological process: (1->6)-beta-D-glucan biosynthetic process; fungal-type cell wall organization. Gene Ontology annotation, molecular function: glucosidase activity. Gene Ontology annotation, cellular component: plasma membrane; endoplasmic reticulum membrane. Lineage: Eukaryota; Fungi; Basidiomycota; Exobasidiomycetes; Ceraceosorales; Ceraceosoraceae.